Molecule: messenger RNA, 645 nt
Organism: Pterocles gutturalis (yellow-throated sandgrouse)
Lineage: Eukaryota; Metazoa; Chordata; Aves; Pterocliformes; Pteroclidae
Product: lysM and putative peptidoglycan-binding domain-containing protein 3-like
Biological process (GO): Golgi organization
Cellular component (GO): Golgi apparatus
Source: RefSeq, a predicted model, not a curated record
GGAGACACGCUGAACGCCAUUGCGCUGCAGUAUUGCUGCUCGGUUGCAGAUAUCAAGAGAGUUAACAAUCUUAUCAAUGAUCAAGAUUUUUUUGCCCUGAGGUCUAUCAAAAUUCCAGUGAAAAAGUUUAGUGUAUUGACUGAAACACAUGUCUCUCCAAAAGGAAGACCAGUCCUUCGGCCUGCUCACUGUUCCCCAGACGUGCAGGAAACGUCACCUUCUGAUAAAUUUUCUGCUAAUGAGACUGCCGGUAACUUCUUAAAAGAAGUGGAUCGAGAUAUAGAAGAAAUAGUGAAGUGUAAUGAUACCAAGAGAGAAAAUCUUAAUGAAGUUGUUUCUGCCUUAGCAGCCCCACAGAUCUGUUUUGAAACUGAUGGUAAAAAUAAAAAAUGCAAGGAUCCUUAUUAUGGAGCAGAUUGGGGUAUAGGAUGGUGGACAGCUGUCGUGAUUAUGUUGAUUAUAGGCAUAGUAACUCCUGUUUUUUAUCUCCUGUAUUACGAAGUUCUAGUGAAAGCAGAUGUCAGUCACCAUUCUACAGUGGAAUCUUCCCUUGUCACAGCAGCAUCACACUAGAAACAAAUAGAAAAUGGAAUAAAUCCAGCAAAUAUUAUAAAUGUUGAUAAUCAAGGAGACCUUCAGCCUUAA